Drosophila biarmipes is the source of this 1901-nucleotide messenger RNA. RefSeq names its product homeobox protein SIX6 (gene Six4). The coding region runs from base 527 to 1708 and encodes 393 amino acids. Gene Ontology annotation, biological process: regulation of transcription by RNA polymerase II. The transcript is spliced from 4 exons. Gene Ontology annotation, cellular component: nucleus; transcription regulator complex. The record is from RefSeq and is a predicted model, not a curated record. Gene Ontology annotation, molecular function: RNA polymerase II cis-regulatory region sequence-specific DNA binding; DNA-binding transcription factor activity, RNA polymerase II-specific. NCBI's taxonomy places the organism in Eukaryota, Metazoa, Arthropoda, Insecta, Diptera, Drosophilidae.
AGAGCGGACGCGUCAAGACGCGAGGAAGCAAUCGGUCCCGAAAUAAAUACAAAUAAAUAUAAAGUGGUCAAAUAGAAAUAUCUACUUCUGUGAAAACAAUUAUGGAGUAACUAGAAAUACCAAGUCACCAAAAAAUAAAUAUCCCUACCAAAUAGUUUACAAAAUCUAUAACAAAUCUGUAACAAAAUACCAUAAAAAUAAGUGCUAAAAUAAAAAUAACUAAGCUAAACAACUUUAGUCAAGCCUAAGUUCAGUGAUCUAAAAAAAAUUGUAAAGUGGCAAAGUUAAAAGAAUCAUUAACAUAAAAAAGUAAAGGCGAUGGUUUAACUUCGUCCAACUUUGCCAAAUACUUUUAUUUCAAAAAAGAGGAAACUCGUGAAAUAAAACUUAGUAAAUGAUGCAAAAUAUUUAAGUAACAUAAAAGAAUGUUUAGUUAAUAUUGUAAAAACUGUGUUUGCAAGGAAGAAAGUAGACAAAAUAAAUACAAUUAACCACUACACCAGCGCAAACCGACUUCAGCUGGAUAAUGUUUGAGAAGAACAUGGAUGCCAACAAUCUGUCGGUCUCCAUAAGCGGGGACCUGGACUCCACCAGCUCCGGCGGCACGUCCUCGGACCACUCGGCUGUCCAGCAGGACAACCUCAGUUCGCCGAUGGCCUACGGAUCGCUCUUCCUUCCAAACGCUGGUUAUCGUGGAAACCUGUCCUGCAAAACAGUUCUGCAACUGGAUAAAUUCGCACCCUAUGAGGGGGCGGAGAAGGACCAUCUGCUGGAGCGCCGGUUCCAGGACAUCACCAACGACUAUGACAAGUCGCCGCCGCCCACCGCCUCGACCACGCCCACCCACUAUCCCAGCCUGAACAGCAUCAUAUUCGAGAACGGCAGUGCUGGCAAUCUGGGGGAUCUCAAUGGGAACACCAAGACGGACUCCCUGUGCGGGGGCCUGCAGAGGAGCGCAGGCGGUUUGGGCGGUAAUCCCGGCAGUGGUGGUCACCUCAUCUCCAACCUCACGGCCGUCCACAAUAUGUCUGCAGUGAGCAACUUCCCCACCGACGCCAAAAUGCUGCUGUUCUCCACAGACCAGAUCCAGUGCAUGUGCGAGGCGCUGCAGCAGAAGGGCGACAUCGAAAAGCUGACCACGUUCCUCUGCAGCCUGCCGCCCAGCGAGUUCUUCAAGACCAACGAGAGCGUGCUGCGGGCCCGCGCCAUGGUGGCCUACAACCUGGGCCAGUUCCACGAGCUCUACAACCUGCUGGAGACGCACUGCUUCUCGAUGAAGUACCACGUCGACCUGCAGAACCUCUGGUUCAAGGCGCACUACAAGGAGGCGGAAAAGGUACGCGGCCGUCCCCUCGGAGCGGUGGACAAGUACCGGCUGCGCAAGAAGUACCCGCUGCCCAAGACGAUCUGGGACGGCGAGGAGACGGUCUACUGCUUCAAGGAGAAGUCGCGGAACGCCCUGAAGGACUGCUAUCUCACCAACCGGUAUCCCACGCCCGACGAGAAGAAGACGCUGGCCAAGAAGACGGGCCUGACGCUCACCCAGGUCUCAAAUUGGUUCAAGAACCGCCGGCAGAGGGAUCGCACGCCCCAGCAGAGACCUGAUAUUAUGUCGGUGCUGCCUGUGGGCCAAUUGGACGGCAAUGGCUUCCCGCGCAUGUUCAACGCCCCAAGCUAUUAUCCCGAAACGAUUUUCAAUGGGCAAUAAACUGCGAUCCAUGCGAGGCUGUUUUUUCGUGUAAAUAAAGCGUAAUGCGUUUUUAUGUUAGGACAAAAGCAAAUGGAAAACUGGUCAUCAAAUGGCACAUCUUCGUUAGCUUUAGAAUAAACUAAUUUUGCUUUAUGUAUUGUACAAUACUAAUAAUAAACCAAUGGUAGAUCAAUAAAUUCGAUUAACUAAA